CGGUCUGCUGGGCUGCACCUUGCUUACACCGCGCAAAGUGAUUACAGUAGAAGUAGAUUAGUUCGAGUAAGUUGUUAUAAUUUGUGACUGGGUCACCUGAAAGGCUACGCGACAGUGAUUGACGACGAAUAGUCGAGGCCUAGCGUUUAGAGUGCGCUCGAAGAAUGAGAAACCCCAAGAAGGGGAAAGCCAAGCCGGGCAAGGCAAAAGCCAAGCCCAGCAAGAAGAAGGAGGAGGAGAUGGAGCUAGAUGAGGAGCCAGAAACCGCGACGGCGAAGGUGUGGCGCCCCGGCAUUGAUGAGGUGGCGGAGGACGAAGAGCUGGAGUAUGACCCGACCGCCUACGAUUGCCUGCACCGAUUCCAAGUAGACUGGCCAUGCUUGAGCUUCGACAUCCUCAAAGACGACCUCGGGGGGCCGCGCAGCACCUUCCCGCACACUGUCUACCUGGCGUGCGGCACGCAGGCCGCCACCGCGCGGCAAAACUACGUCGCGUUCCUGCGCCUUGCGUCGCUAGGCCAGGGCCGCCAUGGCAAGAAGGCAGCGCCGGUAGACUCAGACGAUGAGGAGAGCGACGACGAGGAUAGCGACGAGGACGGGGACAGCGACAUGGGGGAGGAGGGCGCGCCCGAGAUGAAGGGCGCGCCGGGCGAGGCCCCGGCCACGUUCCAUUUCCGCAUGGUGGCCAUGAACUGCGGCGUGAACCGCAUCCGCUCCAUGCCGCAGCAGCCCGGCGUGGUGGCGGUGUGGGGCGACAACGCGCAGGUCAAGCUCAUUGACGGCAGCAAACUGCUGGCGGAGCUGGCGGCGGAGACGGAGCCCACGGCGGCCAACGCCAAGGGCAAGGGCGGCACCAACAAGGCGAAGCCGCAGGACCUUAAGCCGCUGGCCUCGCACACGCACAGCUCGGAGGGGUACGCGCUGGACUGGUCGGCGGUACGGCCUGGCCGCCUGGCGUCCGGCGACUGCCGGCACAAGAUCCACGUGUGGGAGCCGGCAGAGGGCGGCCGGUGGGCAGUCGGAGGAGCGCACACAGGCCACGAGGGCAGCGUGGAGGACAUCCAGUGGAGCCCCACGGAGGACACGGUGUUCGCCUCGUGCGGCGUGGACCGCUCGGUGCGCAUCUGGGACACGCGCGAGCGCGGGCGGCCCAUGCUCACGGCGGCUGGCGCGCACGACAGCGAUGUCAACGUCAUCUCCUGGAACCGUGGCGUCACCUAUAUGCUAGCGUCAGGCGCCGACGAUGGCUGCAUUCGCAUCUGGGACCUGCGAACGUUUGCCAGCGGUGGCGGCGCAGGCGAGGGGGCGGGCGCGGCGGCGGCGAGCCCGGCACACGUGGCGCAGUUCCUGUACCACCGCAGCCACGUGACCAGCGUGGAGUGGUGCCCGUACGAGGGCAGCAUGCUUGCAUCGGCGGCGGCGGACAACCAACUGGCGGUAUGGGACCUGGCGCUGGAGCGCGACCCCGAGGAGGAGGCGGCGCUGGCGCCCGAGGGCAACGCCGCCGCGCCGGAGGACCUGCCCGCGCAGCUGCUGUUCCUGCACGCCGGCCAGAACGACCUGAAGGAGCUGCACUGGCACUCGCAGAUCCCAGGCCUCAUUGUGUCCACAGCCGGUGACGGCUUCAACCUGUUCAAGGCGAGCAACAUGUAAGGUCGCAGCGACGGGGCACUAAGCAGUCAAGCACUGCGUGUUUGCGUCGGUCACAGCGGUUGGUGGGAGCUAGGUAUUUACAAGGACUGGACUACAGACGGCGCGCGUCGCGGACUGGUCCAUGGCAGCAGCAUGUGGCUAAGAUACAUGCAGGUUCUGGUGUGACCUGGCAUGUCUGGAUCUGGCAGGUCUGGAGAGUCUAGCGGCUGUGAGGGAAAGGCCAUCAUAAGCCGAUGGGGCGUACACCGUAUGCUCACGAUGCUACUGACCGCUCCUGUGAGGUCGCGGUCGUCAUGGACGUGAGUCCUGUGGAGUCAUCCCAGUGGUGCUUCAAGUGCUGGUCAUGUAAGUUCCUACACGGAGGGACAACAUACGGACACGCACUAGGUCAGUGUGAGCUAAAGGGCGGGGCUGGGGCCUGGGCAGCUAGGCCUCCACUCCGAAGGCGUGGGAUGAGAGCCGGCAUGGGAUCCCACGUCGAUCGUGACCGCUGACCACUGUUGACCACUCGCAACACUAGCACGGCCAAUGGUAUCUCGAGUUGAUGGCUCAACCGCCCCCACUUGGCCUAGCUCGCUGUCGCUUGUGCGACCGGAAAUGGCGAGGCCGGGAAUUUGCAUCGCGACAGCCCG
Messenger RNA from Chlamydomonas reinhardtii, 2284 nucleotides. RefSeq lists its product as uncharacterized. The coding region runs from base 165 to 1652 and encodes 495 amino acids. The record is from RefSeq and is a predicted model, not a curated record. Gene Ontology annotation, molecular function: protein binding. The transcript has 8 exons. NCBI's taxonomy places the organism in Eukaryota, Viridiplantae, Chlorophyta, Chlorophyceae, Chlamydomonadales, Chlamydomonadaceae.